Messenger RNA from Durotheca rogersii, 968 nucleotides. RefSeq lists its product as uncharacterized. The transcript has a single exon. The record is from RefSeq and is a predicted model, not a curated record. The coding region runs from base 127 to 843 and encodes 238 amino acids. NCBI's taxonomy places the organism in Eukaryota, Fungi, Ascomycota, Sordariomycetes, Xylariales, Xylariaceae.
GUCCUGCUCCCGGUUGACAAACAAUACUCGGAAUCACAACCCGCUUACUACUUGCAUGCCUACCUAACAGCUCUCGCGUCCGCGACUGCAUCUACGUAUCUAAUAAUACAUAUUACCGAAUUCAAAAUGGCCGGACUGACACCAGCCGACGCGGUGGGCACGCGCGACGCUACACGCAUUAGCCUGCGCGCGCCGUCCAAGUACGUCACGGAGCCGUCCCGAUCCUCCACGACCGGCGGCGAGCCGUUCGUCCCGCUGCCUCCCGGGUGGCUGUGGGGCACCUGGUCGGUUACGCACUCGACGCUGGCGAUGUGGCGCUCGGCGCAGAACGUGCGCAUCACCUACACGCCGCUGGGCGAGCCGUCGGCCGAGGUCGGUGCCACGCCCGUGGCCAACGACAACCUGGUCGAGUACGAGAAGAAGAAGAAGGGCGGCAAGGCCGGCGGCGUCAAGCGCGUCGUCGGCGUCGAGAAGCCGCACCCCACCAUCCCGAGCGCCUGGGUCUGGCGUGGUAAGGGCCUGCUGGCCAUCGCCAGCAGCCACUGGGAGGUCCUCGGAUGGGGCGAGCGCCCGCUCCCCCCUACCGGGGGCGACAAUGGCGACGAGGGAGCAGACGGGGCCGCCGUCGAGCGCUGGGCCGUCACGUGGUUCGCGCCUACUCUGUUCACGCAGGAGGGGGUCGACAUCUACAGUGACCGGAGGGAAGGCCUGAGCAAGGAGACGGUAGAGGAUAUCAUCGCGGCGCUGAAGGAGCUCAAGGACGCGCCCAAGGUCGUUCAGAUGGUUGAGAAAAGCCUCCAGGAGGUGGACAUCGAUUUGCCGUGGGCGGAGAGUGGAAAAUGAUCUGAAUGAUCUGGGUAUGGCAGGCGUUGAACCCGUAAUGGAUCGUGCUCGGAAUUGUAUAAUUAUCACAUAAGGAUACCCCAGAAUGGAAUGUUAAGGCACGUAUAAAGCAUUUGGGGGGGUAA